UUCAUUUCAGUGUUUUUUUCUCGCGGCACUCGAAUUGUUUCCGUAGACCUAGUUUUGUCACUACCGGCCGGCAACAUGAGUGUAACUUCGACGGCGGACGUAGUGGUUUUGCUGGAGGAGUUAACGUCAAAGUUGAUAUUUUUCGGAAACAACACGUUGGACAGUGUCUUGAACGAAUUUUGGCAAGACUUCUCGUGUGCCAUUCAAUUCGAACCCGACCUAUUUAUCGAUAAAGACAAGACUCUGGCGAAACGGAGUCUGGCCGCUUUGUUUACAAGUAAAGUAUACUUGCACGUCGAUUCGUUACCAAAUUCUUUGCGAUACGCUUUAGCUGCCAGCGAUAUGAUCAACAUGGAAGCUUGCGAUGUAUACACCCAGAAAAUCAUCGCCAAGUGUCUCGAACACUACACCAAAGUCUGCGUGAAAGGUUCUGAAAACACAACUCCCCUGUUGGCCUCAGAUGUGCGUUUGGAAGAUGUUGUGAGCUGUAUCUUUCGAAAGUGUUUAGACGACAAGCAUUACAUACUUGCAUUGAAAUUAGCCUUGAGAACAAAGCGCAUGGAUAUGUUCAACAAAUGUAUUAAAUCAGUAGACAAUGUAAAUGAAAUGUUGUUAUAUGCUAAGCAAGUGACUAUGAGCACUUUUGAAAAUCGUAGUUUUCGUAAUACAGUGUUACUGUCUCUUGUCAAUCUUUACCGAAAACAAAGUGACUUUAUCAGUUUGAGUCUAUGUUUCGUAUCUUUAAAUGACCCAAAAUCAGUUGCUCAGCUUCUUAAAAAUCUUAUUAAAAAAAAUGAUAAAAAAUCUUGUUUAAUGGCAUAUCAAAUUGCAAUUGAUUUAUUUGAAUUGGCAACUCAACGGUUUUUGUUUAGUGUUCUUAAAUCUUUAUGGCAAAAAAUUCCUUCUAGUACUCGUACUACUAAAACUAUAACUGUUGUGUCGAGCAAAGUUACUGCAAUUGAACAUAAUACUAAGAUACAUUCUUUUGAAUCUCUUGGGCCUAAUGAUAAACAUCAUCAAGAGAUGAUACAAAAGCUUACCAAAGUGUUGAGUGGAAAAUUAAGUAUAGAGAAGAAUUUACAAUUUUUAACUAGAAAUAAUCAUACAAAUAUGUAUAUUUUAAAUAACACAAGAGAUUCAGUUUAUACAAAUAUCUGUCAUACGGCUAUUAUGAUUGCUAAUGGUUUUAUAAAUAGUGGUACAACAAGUGAUCACUUUUUAAGAUAUAAUCUGGAAUUAGCCAACUGGACUACUUGGGAAAUAUUUUCCGCUAUGGUUUCACUUGGUGUUAUUCAUAGAGGCAAUGAAACAGAUGCUCUGAAACUAAUACACAGCUACUUGUGUCUCAAGAAAAAUAACUCAUCUGAAAGUUCUAGUUAUAGUAAAGGCGGGAGCCUAUAUGCUUUAGGUUUGAUCUUUGCUAAUCAUGGUGCAGCUAUUAAUGAUUAUCUUCUUAAACAACUCAAAGAUGCACAUAAUAAGAUUGUGAAACAUGGAUGCUGCUUAGGAAUUGGUCUAUCCGCUAUGGGCACAUGUCGUAAAGAUAUUUUUGAACAACUGAAAAUUAAUAUGUAUCAAAACAACUAUGUGUUUGGUGAAGCUAAUGGGUUAGCAAUGGGCUUGGUUAUGCUGGGAACAAAAAAUGACGAAGCUCUUCAAGACAUGGUGGCAUUUGCUGAGGUGACACAGAACGAACAAAUAUUGAGAGGUUUAGCUGUUGGAAUAUCAUUUUUUAUGUAUGACCGACUGCAAGAAGCUGAUCAAUUAAUUACUUCUUUGUUACAAAACAAAAAUCCUAUAUUACGUUGUUCUGCUAUGUACACAAUAUCUAUGGCAUACUGUGGAACUGGAAGCGAGACUGCUAUUACAAAAUUGUUACACUUUUCAAAUUCUGAUGUCAGUGAUGAUGUACGAUGCGCAGCUAUUACAAGCUUAGGAUUUUUGUUGUUCAGGACACCUGAGCUGUGUCUUCAAAUCCUCAGCAAACUUACAAAGAGUUAUAACCCUUACAUUAGAUAUGGUGCAGUUAUGGCACUUGGUAUUGCUUUUGCUGGUACCGGACACGAAGAGGCUAUUCAUUUAUUAGUUCCAAUGACUAAUGACUUGGUAAAUUUUGUGCGCCAAGGAGCUUUAAUUGUUUCUUCUAUGAUUUGUAUUCACCAAACACAGAGUUCUUGCUCUGAAGGCAGAUAUUUCCGUUCUGUAUAUGCUAAAGUGAUCAGCGAUAAGCAUGAAGAUGAUGUGGUUAAGUUUGGAGCUAUUUUAGCUCAGGGUAUUAUUGAUGGUGGUGGUCGUAAUGUUUCAAUUUCAUUGGAGUCAAAAAUUGGGCACACUAAUAUUUUAACAAUUGUUGGUCUACUUUUGUUCACACAAUAUCAGUACUGUAUAUGUCUGGCCCAUUGCUUAACUUUAGCUUUCACACCCACUUGUGCCAUUACAUUGAACACACAACUUAAUAUGCCAGUUUUAGAGUUAAAAAGUAGUAAACGAAUCAAUCAUACAAUAUGUUACAACUCAUUACCUCAAGAACUUGCAGAAAAAAGAGGAUGGAUCCAGUACUUAUUCAAUCAAAAUUUUAAGUCAAAGUCUAAUAAACGCCGUAGAAAGCACUCAAAACUUGAUUAUUUUGAUUACAGUGUUCUGAUUCCUAAAAUUGUACAAGAUAUAGAAGACAUAAAAUUGAAUUGGUUAACUGGUCAUUUUUUAUUACAAAGAAUAAAUUGUUCUGAAAGCUACAAAGGUAUUAAAUGUUUACAGUAUGAUGAGAAUAAAAUUGUUGCUGGCUUAUCUGAUAAUACUAUACAAAUCUGGGAUAAACGCACGUUAAAAUGUUUAAAGGUAUUACUUGGCCAUAUAGGUCCUGUUCUGUGUUUGCAGUAUGAUGACAACAUGAUAGUGAGUAGUUCCAGUGAUUGUACAAUUCGCAUAUGGGAUAUCCAUACUGGUGAAAUGUUGAACACUUUGAUUCAUCAUACUGAAGAAGUAUUGCAUUUAAGUUUUAACAAUAGUAUGAUCGUCACUUGUUCAAAAGAUUGUUCAAUAGCUGUAUGGGUUAUGUGGUCACCAUGUGAAAUUACUUUACGUUGUGUUCUGUUUGGUCACCAAGCCGAAGUAAAUGUAGUUAAUUUUGAUCAUAUUUACAUUGUAUCAGCUUCUGAAGAUAGUAGUAUUAGAGUAUGGAAUACAUCAAACUGUGAAUAUGUGCGCACUCUUAUUGGUCACACUUCUGGUGUUAUCUGUCUUCAUUAUAAAGACCGAUUAAUUGUUAGUGGAAGUUCUGAUAGAACUAUAAGGUUAUGGGAUAUUGAAUAUGGUAUUUGUUUAAGAAUACUGGAUAACUAUGAAGAAUUGAUAUUACGCAUUAGAAUCAACAGUAAAAUAAUUGUUACUGGAGCAUGUGACGGGAAAAUUAAAAUAUGGGAUUUAGAAGCAGCAUUAGACCCCAGAGUUCCAGCAUCUAGUCUAUGUCUACGUACACUUAAGAUGCACACAGAUGCAGUGUAUGAUCUUAAAUUUGACGAGUUCCAAAUUGUAAGUUGUUCAAAAGAUGGUACUAUACUCAUUUGGGAUUUUCUCAACUAUAAUGAUCCAAAUUACAUGGAGGCAUGUUCAUCAAAAAAUGUUAGCAUGCAUAGUGGUUCUGAAAUACUUGCUACAAAUAUUCCUCCUUCACAAUUAUUUUUAGGUUUUCAAUGACUUGAAUAUUUCCCAGUUAAUUUUUUAAGUAGAAUUAAUACAAUAUAGGAUUAGUUGUAAAUAGC
Molecule: messenger RNA, 3761 nt
Organism: Rhopalosiphum maidis (corn leaf aphid)
Lineage: Eukaryota; Metazoa; Arthropoda; Insecta; Hemiptera; Aphididae
Product: 26S proteasome non-ATPase regulatory subunit 1-like
Exons: 11
Coding region: 76-3696 (1206 amino acids)
Biological process (GO): proteasome-mediated ubiquitin-dependent protein catabolic process
Cellular component (GO): proteasome regulatory particle, base subcomplex; proteasome storage granule; nucleus
Molecular function (GO): protein binding
Source: RefSeq, a predicted model, not a curated record